AUGUUGAUCUUCUCAACAUUAUCUAUGCCAGUUUUAUCAUUAGAAUGUUAUUCUUGCAAGGAAUCCUUUGUACUUAAUUACAUAGUGACAAGUAAUACAGUUCCUACGUUUACUGGUUGUCAGUUAUUUAAUGCGUCUGUUUGUUAUAUGAAAGUCACUUGGGAUCAAAAUAACAAUCGAACUUUGAUCGUAAUCGAUCUUGCAUCUAUGUCAUCAGCGAAAAAUGUCGUAGACACUCCCGAUUUUCUUGCUACAGGAGUGAAAAUGCAAGUUGUACCUCAUCAGGAGCACAUAAACUUUGAACAUUCUCUUGUAUUUGUUUGCACAACAAUUAAUAGAGGCAACAAUGAAGAAACUUUGAAGCGAAUCCUUCGUUCACUUGUCAUCGAAGAUCAAUUUCGUAAAGAAAUAUAUCCACUUCUUAAGACUGUCUCUCCAUUUGAUUCAAAAGCGGCAGAAUGCUUUGACUUUCACAAUGGUACAUCUAGUUGUCCUCAAAAAGAUCUUAAUAAGUGUCAACGAUGUUAUGGUAGUACUAGCAAUGAUCUUUCAUCAAAUGAUGUAGAAUUCUGUCAAACAUGCCCUGAUACACAAGACUAUGCAAAUUCAGCAUAUCAUUCUUCUUCAUUUGAGUUAAAGUCUCAUAAACGAACGGAAGAUGAAAUUGUCCUUACAUGCCAACUGAAGAGAUGCAAUUCAAUUGAUAAUAUCAAUAGAGUUGUAAAAGCAAGCAAAAUUACAUUUGACUUUGAUGAAUUCUAUAAAAUUACAUCAAACAAUAUUGUCUGA
Adineta steineri is the source of this 789-nucleotide messenger RNA. Lineage: Eukaryota; Metazoa; Rotifera; Eurotatoria; Adinetida; Adinetidae. The record is from the annotation of a GenBank genome assembly.